AUGGAGAAGCCUACCAGCAGCACUUCUCUACCCGCCACAACCCCAGAGAAAAGCAACCACACCGACGACAUCAGCUACAGCGAUGGCAAAUCCCCAAACGCGAACAAAACACAGGAGCUGACCGACGAUGGCGAAGGCGAAAAGCGCGAGUAUCUCUCAGGCGUUCGGCUCUGGCUGUUGCUUGCCUCUGUUACCCUUGUCGCCUUUGUCAUGUUACUCGACAUGUCCAUUAUCGUAACGGCCAUCCCCCAAAUCACAAACGACUUUCACUCGCUCGCCGACGUCGGGUGGUACGGGAGCGCCUUUCUGCUGGCCAAGCACGCACACCAUCCUCACAUCUCUGGCUCGUCUCCCGUACCAGUGGCUAAUGCAGUGCAGUACACUUUCCUUGCUUUCCUCUUCGUCUUCGAGAUCGGAUCUGCCGUCUGUGGAUCUGCCCAGUCAUCAAAGGCAAUGAUAGCCGGCCGGGUCGUGGCUGGUCUAGGCGCUUCCGGCAUCAUGAAUGGGGCACUCACCAUCGUCUCUGCCAGCGCUCCCAGGGACAAGCAACCGCUCAUGGUAGGGACCAUGAUGGGACUGAGUCAAAUGGGCAUCGUGUGUGGCCCGCUCGUUGGCGGUGCCUUGACACAAGGAGCCAGUUGGCGAUGGUGCUUCUACAUCAACCUACCCAUUGGUGCUAUUGCAGCUAUCCUGUUCCUGAGCAUUCGCAUCCCUGAACAUCGCUCCGCCGAAACCUUAUCGGUACAAACGAGCUUGAAGACCGUCCUUUCUAAACUCGACCUCACCGGCUUUGUGUUCUUCGCUGGUUUCGCCGUUAUGGUCGAGCUGGCGCUUUCGUGGGGAGGAUCCGACUUCCCCUGGAACAGUCCCACCGUGAUCGGCCUUCUCUGCGGUGGUUUCGUGUCUCUGGUCAUAUUCGCGGCAUGGGAGCACCGAGUUGGCGACAGUGCAAUGAUUCCUGCAUCAGUUGCCCGCCGGCACGAAGUCUGGAGCGCCUCCAUUUACUUGGGCUUCUUCUCUGGCGCGUUGCUCUGCUUCUCGUAUUACAUGCCAAUCUAUUUCCAAGCCGUCAAGGGAGUAUCUGCCCUUAUGAGUGGCAUAUACCUCCUCUCAGGCAUCUUGCCCCAAUUAGUCAUGGCCAUCUUAUCCGGCGCACUAAUUGGGAAAACGGGCUACUACCUUCCCUGGGCGUUGGUUAGUUCUGCCAUCAUGCUUGUUGGCGCUGGCUUAACGACAACCUUAACGGUGCAGGCAACUGUUGCCCAGUGGGUCAUGUAUCAAUUUGUCGCAGGAUUCGGUCGAGGCUGCGGCAUGCAAACGCCUGUCAUUGCAAUCCAAAACGUACUCCCAGCGGAGAAAAUACCACUCGGCAUGUCUCUGGUCAUCUUCACACAGACAUUUGGGGGGUCUCUCGCAUUGACGAUUGCGCAAUUUGUUUUCAACAGCUCCUUGGAGACGGCCAUUCCCAAGUUCUCCCCUACGGUCGACGCGGCAGCCAUUACCCACGCCGGCGCUACUGGGUUUGCCUCGGUGGUCACGCCGGACCAGCUCCCUGGUGUGUUACGUUCAUACGCCUACGCCAUUGAUAGGACUUUUUACGUUGCGCUGGGUGCUUCGGCAGGGAGUUUCUUGUUCGCUUGGGGCAUGGGAUGGCGAAGGAUUGACCGGAAGAAAAGCAGCGACACCUCUCAAAGUCAACCAGCAACUAUUGACGAGAGCAGGAAGAAGGGUAACGAGGUUUAG
Messenger RNA from Colletotrichum truncatum, 1743 nucleotides. Its product is annotated as efflux pump. Gene Ontology annotation, biological process: transmembrane transport. Gene Ontology annotation, molecular function: transmembrane transporter activity. Gene Ontology annotation, cellular component: plasma membrane. The record is from RefSeq and is a predicted model, not a curated record. NCBI's taxonomy places the organism in Eukaryota, Fungi, Ascomycota, Sordariomycetes, Glomerellales, Glomerellaceae.